UCGCACGCACUAACGCAGACGCUCACCCGCGCGCGCACGCAACUUCUUAUGGAUGAUAGUCCGGAGUAGCGCGCGGGAUCCUGGCGGAGCGGAUUUAGCAGCACGAAGAGAAAAAGGAGGAAAAAAGGUGUUUGAGGCGGAGUGGCGUGAUGGCGAGCAAAUCUCCUACAAUGAGAGGAUGGCUCUGCUGAUGGUAGGGCAGUGACCAUGGCCCCCUGGCCAGGAGUUCGGGCCGCUCUCCUCCCAUUGGCCCUCCUGGCGUUUCUGUCUCCGCCUCCGCUGGUCCAUUGCCAUGGCGACAGGCUCCGACUCCAGUUCACCCAGCCGCUGUACCAUGCGGCCGUUUACGAGAACUCUGCAGCUCGGACGUACGCGGCCAGCCAGGUACGUAUGGGUGUGCCCCUGGCGCAGCGCUCCUGGGAGGUUCGUUUCCGCAUCACAGCUGGCGACGACGAAGGAUUCUUCAAGGCGGAGGAAUACACACUGGGGGACUUCUGCUUCCUCCGAAUACGGACCAAAGGAGGCAACGCUGCCAUUCUGAACCGAGAGAUCCAGGAUAACUACCAGCUGACUGUAAAAGCCUCCAUUAAAGGUGACACUCUAGAGGCUUGGACUAAAGUUAGUGUCCAGGUUCUGGACAUGAAUGACCUCCGUCCACUUUUCUCCCCAACCACUUAUUCCGUCACUAUUGCGGAAAACACUCCGCUUCGCACCAGCAUUGCCCAGGUGACCGCCACGGAUGCUGACACGGGUUCCAAUGGUGAGUUUUAUUACUUCUUCAAGGACCGUGUGGACCUCUUUGCUGUUCACCCCACUAGCGGCAUCGUUUCCCUCAGCGGGAAACUGGACGUUGAUGUUCAAAGCCGCUAUGAUCUAGAGAUCCAGGCUGUGGAUCGUGGGAUGAAAUUGUAUGGCAAUAAUGGCGUCAGCAGUACCGCUAAACUUUUUGUCCAUGUGGAACGGAUUAACGAGCAUGCACCGGAGAUCCACGUGGCAUCACUAGCACCAAUCUGGGCUGAGAAGACACCAGCCGUUGCAGUGGUGACAGUCAGCGAUGCCGAUGAGGGGAUUAACGGAGAGAUCGAGGCUCUUAGCAUCAUAGCUGGGGAUCCUCUUGAUCUCUUCAGCAUUGAAAGACCUGAUGUAGGGAGUAUGGAAGAAGGAGAUAGUAGUGAGUUUAUUAUUCGAGCUCCUGAGAAUCUGGAAUGGGAGGGUUACCCAUUUGGGCUGAACCUGAGUUUGCAGGCGAGGGAUCGAGGCACGCCACAAAAGUUUUCUACUGUGCAAGUGGUGCCCCUUAAGCUGUCCAGGCCUACGCCAGCAGAAGUCCGGUUCCAGAAGGACGCGUAUGAGGUCAGCCUGACUGAGGUCGCACCUCCAGGCACUGUCUUGGUUGCAGUGAAGCUCCAGCCUGAGCCGGAUGAUGCGGAAUACAUUCUGACACCUUCUGCAGACUCCGCGUUUUUCAGUAUCAACACCAUGACGGGCGUCAUUAGCACGUCACGCUGGCUAACAAAGAUCACGCAGCAGGUCUUCGAGUUGGAGGUCAUGGAAGUCGACAGUGAGCUCAGGGUCAGUGUCCGGGUGUCACUAGAAGAUGCUAAUGAUAACGCACCCGUAUUUGCACAACAGUCUUAUGAGGUUUUUGUCAAUGAAAGUGUUGGCAUAGGGACCACGAUCGUGACAGUCGCUGCUUCAGAUGCUGAUCAUGGAGAGAAUGGGUACAUCACAUACAGCAUGGCAAGUCUGACCCCACUUCCAUUCGGCGUCCACCAGUUCAGCGGUGCCGUCACUACGACACAAGAGCUGGACUUUGAGUCAUCUUCAGAGAGCUUCAGCUUUGUGGUGCGAGCCUCAGACUGGGGCGCUCCCUACAGGCGUGAGAGUGAAGUUAACGUAACUGUGCACCUGGAGAAUGUGAAUGACAACCAGCCGCUGUUUGAAAAAGUGGACUGCGUAGGAGUGGUGUCCCGUGACCUGCCAGUGGGUGAGGUCAUCACUACCAUGUCUGCCAUAGACAUUGAUGAGUUGGAGCUGGUAAAGUAUAAGAUCCUCUCAGGUAAUGACCAUGGCUUCUUUGAUCUAAACCCCGAUUCUGGAGUCAUGACUCUUCGUCGAUCUCUUGCUGUGGCUAACCCUAAAAAUUCCUUCAGUCUCAAAAUCACCGCCACGGAUGGUGAGACCUUCUCAGACCCCAUGUUUGUAAACAUAUCUGUUGUGCAGGGCAAAUCUCCACCGAAAAGCUUCAGCUGCAAGGAGACUCGUGUAGCCCAGCGCCUUGCUGAGAAGCUUCUCCGAAAGGCCAAAGCCAACAGCAAACCCAAAAUCGAGGAAGGCUUCAUUGACUUGUUCUCGGUGAACCGGCAGACGCCUCAGUUUGACAAAGCCUUCCCUAUUGACAUCACAGUCCGUGAGGACCUGGAUGUUGGCACAAGUGUGUUCCAGGUCAAAGCGUACGAUGGCGACACAGGGUUUAAUGGCCAAGUGCUGCAUGCCAUCUCCAGUGGAAACACGGACAGUAGCUUUACAAUUGGCACAUUUAGUGGAGUGAUCAGCAUUUUCCUCCCCUUGGAUAGGGAAAGAACUGACAGAUACCUUCUGAACCUUACACUGUAUGACUUGGGCCAGCCGCAGAGAUCUGCCUGGCGCCUCCUCACCAUCUAUGUGGAGGACGCCAAUGACAACUUCCCACAGUUCCUGCAGGAUGGUGGAUAUCAGGCAAGAAUCCCGGAAAACACCCCUAUUGGCACGGAAGUGAUCCAAGUGGAAGCCACGGACAAAGACCAGGGUUUGAAUGGCGAGAUCCAGUAUUCCCUGCUGACCAGCACUUCUCAGUUUGGCAUCAACAGCUCCAAUGGGAUUGUGUACGUUGCCGGCCAGCUGGACCGUGAGUAUGUGCCCUCAUUUGUCCUCAAGGUGGAAGCCCGGGACAAGGCAGAGCGGACAGCUCAGCGGUUUUCCGUCACCACGCUUAGCAUCUCACUGGAGGACGUCAACGACUGUGCACCAGCAUUCAUACCGAGUGUAGUUAGUGCUCGGGCACUCGAGGACCUGCCUCUGGGCACUGUUAUCGCCUGGCUGGACACGCAGGACCCUGACCUCGGACCUGGAGGUGAGGUCCGCUACUCGCUUGCUAGCGACUACGAUGGCCGUUUUGAAGUGGAUAAGGUUAGCGGAGCCAUUCGGCUAAUAAAGGAGCUGGAUUACGAGACCCAACAGUUCUUCAACCUGACGGUUCGGGCAAAAGACAGGGGACGCCCUGUCUCGUUGCUGUCGGUUAGUUUCGUGGAACUAGAGGUGGUGGAUGUAAACGAAAACCUAUACGCGCCGUAUUUCUACAACUUCGCCUUAAACGGAUCAGUGAAGGAGAGCGCUCGGAUUGGGACGUCCGUGCUGCAGGUGUCGGCCCGGGAUGAUGACACUGGACGGGACGGGGAGGUGCAGUACUCCAUCCGGGACGGCAGCGGACUUGGCAGGUUCACCAUUGACGAGGAGACAGGAGUGAUCUACACCACGGACCUGUUGGAUCGGGAGACGCAGGAUUCCUAUUGGCUGACGGUUUACGCCACAGAUCUGGGGGUGGUGCCUCAGUCAGCAGCGCUGCAGGUUUACAUCCAGGUAGAGGAUGUGAACGAUAACGCCCCGCUGACCUCGGACCCCAUGUACCACGCGUCCGUUCCUGAGAACUCUCCCAAAGAUCUGUCCAUCAUCCAGAUCCAAGCUCAGGAUCCGGACGCCAUGGCAACGGAGCCCCGCCUCUCCUUCCGCAUCGCCAGCGGCAACCCGCAGAACUUCUUCAGCAUCAACCCACGCACGGGACUGAUAACCACGACGGCUCGCAAACUGGAUCGAGAACAACAGGCUGAACACGUACUGGAGGUGACGGUGUCCGACGGAGGCCCCUCCCCCCGACACACCACCGUGUGGGUGGUGAUCCAGGUUCUGGACGUGAACGAUAACAAGCCCGUCUUUCCAGAGAAGCUGUAUCAGGUGCGUCUGCCCGAGCGCGGCCGGAAGCAGCGGGGCGGCCCCAUUUACCGCGUCUUCGCCUACGACGCCGACCAGGGCGCCAACGCUGAGCUCUCCUACAGCAUCGUGGACGGAAACGAGGACGGCAAGUUCUACAUCGACCCCAAAACGGGCGUGGUCUCCUCCCCGAAGAAACAGUUCUCCGCUGGAACCUACGACAUCCUCACCGUGAAGGCGAUGGAUAACGGUCGUCCUCAGCGCUGGGCGACGGCGCGGCUGCAUAUCGAGUGGAUCCGGCGGCCGCCGCCCAGCCCAGUGCCGCUGGUGUUCGACGAGCAGCUGUACAACUUCACCGUCAUGGAAACGGACAAAGUGGCCGAAAUAGUGGGCGUGGUCUCGGCUCAACCACAAAGAGCCACGCCCCUGUGGUUCGACAUCACAGGUCCGCGCCCUUUCCGUGAGAUGUUCUAUGUUCUCCAGACCGCUUGUGGCAGGAACUGUUCUACAGAAGCAGGUGGCGAUGAUGAGAGUGUGUUUGAUGUGGAGAAAGGUGUUGGUACCAUCAUCAUCGCUAAACCUCUGGAUGCCGAGCAGAGAUCCUUCUACAACCUCACACUGGAGGUGACCGAUGGCACCAACGUGGCUUACGCACAGGUCCACAUCACCGUGGUGGACAACAACGAUAACGCCCCAGUGUUCUCCCAGCCCACCUAUGACAUCACCAUGGCAGAAGAUACGCCCCCAGAUACGGAGGUCCUGCAGGUUUUAGCGUCGGACCGUGACGAGCGCCACCGUUUGACCUUCAGCAUUCUGGGCAGCGUGGACCCCAGCAGCAUGCGCCUGUUCCGCAUCGACCCCAACACCGGGACCAUCUACACCGCGCGCCGCCUCGACCACGAGAGCCGCAACCAGCACGUCCUCUCCGUCAUGGUGAAAGAUCAGGAGUUCCCGUACAGGCGGAGUCUGGCCCGUGUGCUGAUUGGUGUAGAGGAUGUGAAUGACCACGCCCCCCAGUUCACCAUGCCGAUGUAUGACGGACAGGUGUACGAGUCUGCGGCUCUGGGCUCUGCCGCCCUCACAGUGACGGCGCUGGACAAAGACAAAGGCCAGAAUGCUCAGAUCAGCUACAGCAUAGACUCGGGAAACACUGGGAGCACAUUUCGGAUUGAUCCUGUUUUGGGAAUAAUCUCUGUGGCCCGAGAAUUGGAUUUGUCCACUAUUGGUCAUUACGUAUUAACAGUCAAAGCCAUGGAUAACGGCUCUCCAGCUUUGUCUGCCACUGCCGCAGUCCGCAUUGCAGUAACCCUCUCAGACAACGCACCCCCCAAAUUCCCUCAAAGCGAAUACCAGGCUGAGGUUGCGGAAGGUGUGGCCAUUGGGACCUCUGUAACCACAGUGAAUGCCCUCAGCCUGUCCACACUGACCUAUGACAUUCGCCAUGGGAACGGUGGCCGGACUUUCCGCAUCAACCAAUACAGUGGUGUGAUCACAACCCAGAAGGCACUGGACUUUGAGACAGUUUCCUCAUAUGUUCUGACCGUCACGGCUAGCAACAUGGCUGGACAGUCCUCGAAUGCCACAGUAACUGUUGCUGUGCUUGACCAGAAUGACAAUGCUCCAGUUUUCCAGCAGGUGCGGUAUCAGGGCAGCAUCAGCGAGGGUGCAGGGUUGAACAGUGUGGUUCUGAGUGAAACGGGUGAACCUCUGGUCAUUCGAGCAACAGAUGCUGACCGAAACCACAAUGCCCUGCUGGUGUACCAGAUCCAGGAAGAAACUGCCAGGCGCUUCUUUGCUGUAGAUGCAGGAACUGGCUCCAUCAGGACUAUCGCUCAACUGGACCACGAAACCACACCAACGUUCCGCUUCCAUGUUAGUGUGAGGGACAGUGGGCGGCCCCAGCUGUCAGCCGAGCGUCCGGCAGAGGUUACUGUCCAGGUUCGAGACAUUAAUGACUGCCCUCCUCAGUUUUCCCAGGAUUCCUAUGAGGCUGUUCUCCUGCUGCCCACCUACGAGGGGGUGGAGGCCCUGCGAGUUUCUGCUUAUGAUCCUGACGGUGAUGGCCAAUCAGAGCUGGCUUACUCCCUGACCGAUGGCAGUUUGGAGCACUUUGCUAUGGAAGCAGACACUGGACUACUAACAGUCAGAAACAGCACUUUCAGUAAAGACCGGUUCCGCUUUAACAUUCGUGUGUCAGAUGGUCGUUUCUCUAGCACAGCUCUGGUGACCGUUCUGGUCCGUGAGGCACUGGACAGUGGACUAGCCUUCACACACGGUGUCUACAAUGCCAACAUUCAGGAGAACAACGGCAAUGUGACUACAGUUGCUGUGGUUACAGCACUCGGUAACAGAUUGAACGAGCCACUACGCUACAGCCUGCUGAAUGCUGGUGGGAAGUUCAGAAUCCGUCCCACGUCUGGCGCCAUAGAGACAGUAGGAGUCCCAUUGGACCGAGAAGAAAAGGAGGAGUAUGGGCUUCUGGUUCAGGCAGGACGAGAAGAGGACAGGUUAAGAGUUGCCAGGGCACUGGUCCGUGUACGGGUUACAGAUGUCAACGAUAAUGCCCCGGUGUUUGUGGGACUUCCAUAUUAUGCAGCUGUGCAAGUGGAGGCAGAACCUGGAGCUUCCAUAUUCCGAGUCACAGCAGUGGACAGAGACAAAGGACUUAACGGAGAAGUCAGCUACUUCUUGCAGGAUGAGUUGGGACACUUUGAGAUGGAUCGCAUAAGUGGGGAACUAAGGUUACGCCGAGCUUUUGAAGCUGACUUGUCCAGUGUGGAAUACCAGGUUCUAGUGUUUGCACGUGAUGGUGGCACCCCACCUCUCUCGUCUUCCGUCACCUUUCCUGUUACUGUAGUAAACCGAGCCAUGCCUGUAUUCGACCGGCCAUUCUAUUCUGUAAAAGUGAGUGAGGAUGUUCCAGUGCUCACACCAAUUCUGGGAAUUAACGCUAGCAGUCCAGAAGGACAGAGUGUCCUUUACACCAUCACGCAUGGCGACCCUGGUACUCUUUUCUCCAUCGGCUUUGACACAGGAGUCAUUAGCGUUAUAGCGCCAUUGGACUAUGAGACCAGUCCUGCCCACAGACUGAUUGUCAGGGCAACAGACUGCCUCACAGGUGCACGUGCAGAAGUAGACGUUGAAGUGAUGGUUUUAGAUGUAAAUGACAAUGCCCCGGUUUUUGAACAACCAGUAUAUAAUGCAGUGAUCUCUGAAGCAGCCAUGAUAGGCACUCCUGCCCUGCAGGUGCAAGCGUUGGACAGCGACUCAGAGAAGAAUGCAGCAGUGCGAUACCAGAUCAUCCCUGACCGUAGCAACAGCACAGACCACUUUCACAUCGACAGCAGCAGUGGCCUAAUACUGACUGCUCGAUCUCUCGACCACGAGACUGUUGAACGUUACAUCUUUGUUGUCAAAGCAACUGACAAUGGUUUCCCGCCCUUGAGCAGUGAGGUGCGAGUGAUAGUCCAGGUGAUGGACACGAAUGACAAUGCUCCGGUCUUCAACCAGCUACUGUAUGAGGCCUCGGUCAACGAGCUUGCACCCAGAGGUCACUUUGUUACAUGUGUCCAGGCAUCCGAUGCAGAUUGGUCUGACACAGAUCGGCUUCGCUAUGGUCUGGUAUCAGGAAACGAGCGGAUGCUGUUUGAGCUAGAUGCUGCUUCUGGGGUCCUUACCCUGAGUGGCCAGCGACGAACGCAGCGCAUGCCGUCCACUUUCAGCCUGAAUGUUAGUGUUUCAGAUGGUGUCUUCACCAGCACGGCUCAAGUUCAUGUGCGUGUGGAGCGAGCUAAUCUACAUUCUCCACAAUUCACUCUGAGCAUGUAUGAAGCAGAGGUACGUGAAAACAUGCCAGCAGGAUCAAAGGUAAUCAUGAUCAGGGCGCAGGAUGCUGAUCCAGGGCCUUUUGGGGAGGUUCACUAUAUUCUGCUCUCAGACACAGCUCGGGACUUGUUUAGCAUAGACAGCAAUGGUCAGAUCAUGACUCUGGAAAAGUUGGACCGUGAGGAGAGAAGUGAAGUCAUGUUGUCUGUGGCUGCAGUGGAUGCAGGAGGUAGGGCUGGCUAUUGCAGUGUCCGGGUCAGCCUGCUAGAUGAUAAUGAUAAUGCUCCUCUGUUUGAUGCUUCAGAGUACCGUGCUAGUGUCCGAGCAGAGGUAGCAUCUGGAUCUGUAGUGAUCCAGGUUCAAGCAUGGGAUGCUGACCAGGGGAUCAAUGGACAGAUCAGCUACAGCCUGUACAGUGAAGCCAGUCUGCAGGUAACAGAACUGCUGGACAUUGAUCCUGACAGUGGCUGGAUAGUCACCAAGGGUAACUUCAGCCCCUUGCGAGGGUCAGUGCUGUCCUUUUUUGUGAAGGCCUCGGAUGGCGGCACACCUGUUCGGCACACUCUUGCAUCCGUGUAUGUCCAUGUACUCUCAGCUGAUGCCCACUUGCCCAUCUUUAGCCAGCCACACUUCUCCUUCACUGUACUGGAGGACACUCCCAUAGGUUCCAUGCUUGGGGCAGUCCAUCUUCAGACACCUAUUGGUCAGUCCUCACUACCGGUCAGUUUCUCAGCUGUGAUUGGUCAUACUGCAGUUGCCAAUAGUGAUGGAAUGUUUGUGGUGGACAGGGAGAGUGGGAUGAUAAAGUUGGACAAACCACUAGACCGAGAGCGAACUCCAGUUUUCCAUUUUAAGGUGGCUGCCACGCUCCAGCAAGGACUUGUAGAUGCAGUCUCUGUUGUAGAUGUGGAGGUGAAAGUUCUGGAUGUUAACGAUAACAAACCAGCAUUUGAAUCGGACGUCUAUGAGGCAUCGGUCAGUGAGGGACUUCCUGCUGGAACCAGGGUCCUCCAAGUGCGAGCAAUGGACCCUGACUGGGCAGCCAAUGGUCAAGUGACAUACAGCCUUGCUCCUCCUGGGCUGCUUGGCUCAGGCAGUGAGGACUUGGAGGAGGGGAGUUUUUUCACGAUUGACAGCAGUUCCGGUUGGAUAUCGACACUGAAGGGGCUGGAUCACGAACACAGCCCUGCCCACAGUCUCACUGUCUGGGCGUAUGACCUCGGCGACCCCGCCAGCCUGUCGGCCUCAACAACAGUGACCAUAGCCGUGGGCGACUCCAAUGAUAACAUGCCAGAGUUUCUGCAGGCCCGUUACUAUGGCAGCGUCCGCGAAAGCGACGCCCCGGGGGAAGUGGUGGCUGUGCUGAACACACGGGAUGACGACAGCUCUCCCGGCAACCGUCAGGUCACCUACCACAUCACAGGGGGGAAUCGUGGCGGGGUGUUUGCGCUGGGUUUGGUCCAGAGUGAAUGGAAGCUGUACGUUAAACGGCCGUUAGACAGAGAGGAUCAAGAGCGUUACCUCAUCAACGUCACGGCAACCGACGGACUCCACGUAGCCACGGCAACCGUGGAGGUGCUGGUGAUGGACAUCAAUGACAACAGCCCUGUCUGUGACCCGGCGGUCCACACAGCCUCUGUCUCUGAGGACGUUCCGGUUGGGAAGCUGAUCCUGAGGGUUAAAGCGACAGAUGCAGAUGCUGGUUCUAAUGCACAGAUUCAGUACACGCUCUCAGGACAGGGAGCCGAGGACUUCAUCAUUCACCCGUACACAGGAGAGUUGAAGACAGCGGUGGAGCUGGAUCGAGAGAAGGUGGCGCUGUACUCGCUGGUUGCCCGAGCCACAGACGGUGGUGGUCUCUGGUGUGAUGCUGCCGUUGCCGUGACGCUGCUGGACGUGAACGAUAACCCGCCUCAGUUCAGCAUGAGCCACUAUACGGCCAGCGUUUAUGAAAACACGGCCACUAAAGCUCUGCUCACACGCCUGCAGGCCAUCGACCCCGACCUCGGAGAGAGCCGUAAGGUCGCCUACUCCCUGAUGGACUCUGCCGAUGGGUUCUUCUCCAUCGAUAAGUCCUCGGGCGUGGUGGUUCUGGAACGUCCGCUGGACCGCGAGAUCCAGUCCUUGUACGUCAUCACGGUCCGAGCGUCUGACCAGGGCGUCCCUCUGCGGCUCUCGUCGCUCACCAACCUCACCAUCACGGUCCUGGACAUCAACGACAACCCUCCCGUCUUCGAGAGGCGCGACUACCUGGCCACGCUGCCCGAGGACAUCGCUGUGGCAACAGAGGUGCUGCGCGUGUACGCGGCCAGCAAAGACAUCGGCACCAACGCCGACAUCUACUACAGCAUCAGAUCCGGAAACCAACAGGGCCACUUCACCAUCGACGUCCACACGGGAGCGAUCUCCGUGUCCCGUCCUCUGGACUUCGAGUCCUGUAAAGAUUACUUCCUGACGGUCGAAGCUCGAGAUGGUGGGACUCCGCCCCUCAGUGCGGUUACCAUGGUGAACAUCAACCUGACGGAUGUCAACGACAACGCGCCGAUGUUCAGCCGCGACGUUUACAGCGCGGCCAUCAGUGAGGACGCUAACAUCGGAGACACUGUUGUCAAGGUAACAGCUGAAGACGUGGACAGCCAGGUGAACGGCGUCAUCCUGUACUCCAUCGUCAACGGCGACCGCGAGAACCAGUUCUUCAUCGAGCCAGUCACGGGUCAGAUCAAAGUGAACAAGCAGCUGGACCGAGAAACGAUUGCGGGUUAUGCAUUGGUGGUCCGAGCUCUGGACAGUGGGACCCCCGCCAUGUCCUCCACAGUGGUGGUAAACAUCGAUCUUGCCGACAUCAACGACAACCCGCCCACCUUCACCCCGGCCAAUCACACGGCAGUAAUACAGGAGAAUAAGCCAAUUGGGACGAGCAUCCUGCAGCUGUCAGUCAUCGACAACGACGCCACCCACAACGGCCCGCCCUUUCACUUCCGCAUCCUGUCGGGAAACGAGGGGGGGUGGUUUAAGAUGGACAGGGAGGGGCUUUUAACAUCCAAUCAGAUGUUCCGCAGGUCAGAGGGCACUGAGUACACCAUUCAGGUGGAGGCGCGAGACUCCGGCCGGCCCCCCCUGUCCUCCACAGCUGUGGUGAGCGUGCGUGUGAUAGAGGAGAGCGUCCACAGGCCCGUGGUGUCUCCGCUACACGUCCACAUCAUCACCAUGGAGGACGAGUUCCCGGGCGGCGUGAUCGGCCAGAUCCACGCGACUGACCAGGACACCUUCGACAUCCUGACCUACGGACACACGCACCAGCAGAACAGCCUCUUUAAGGUUAGCCCCCGUGACGGCCGGAUAAUCGCUCUGAGCGGUCUGGACGCCGGCCGUUACUCUCUGAACGCGACGGUGUCCGACGGUCGUUUCUUGGUCAGCGUCCCGGUCAGUGUGGAGGUCUCCGAGGCGUCGCCGGCGAUGCUGCGUGAGGCCGUCACCGUCCGCUUCGACCGCGUCGACCCGCACGACUUCGUCCACCGACACCUGCCCGCCGUCCGCCGCGCCAUCGCUGUCGCCAUGGCGACGCCCCCAUCUCGCCCCGAGGCCCUGCGGGUGCUCAGCGUCCAGCCUGUGGAGGCCACGGGUCAGCUGGACCUGUUGGUCGCCGUGGAGACGCCCGACGGAGGCGGGUACUAUAAGGCGGCGUUUGUGAGUCAGAAGCUGAGCUCUGCGCGCAGGCAGCUGGACUCUGUACUGCGCGUGUCGGCGGUGCUGGAUAAGAACUGCUCGGGGCUGGACUGCAGAGAGGCUCAGUGUGAGCAGAGCAUCACCCUCGACUCCCACUCACUGCUCACGUACAGCUCCACCAAGACCAGCUUCGUCUCCCCGCGCUUCCACAGGAGCACUCGCUGUGUGUGCAGCGACGGUAGUUGUUCUGCUGUGUCUGAGGUGUGUGAGGACAUGGCGUGUCCAGGUGAUAUGCAGUGUGUGAAGACGGACAGUAACAGAGGACCGUACGCCUGUCAGUGUCCGCCGGGGAAACUCGGAGAGUGUGCAGGCCACACGUCUCUGAGUUUCUCCGGGAACAGCUACAUAAAGUACCGUAUAAUCGACGGAGGGAGGAGAGAAGAGAUGAAGCUGCAGCUCCGGAUCAGAACGCUGCAGAGUAAAGGCAUCAUCAUGUACACUCGGCCGGAGCCGUGCACCGUGCUUAAGAUUGAAGAUGGCCGUCUCUGGUUCCAGCUAGACUGUGAUAAAGGUGGUCCCGGAGUGCUGGGCAUCUCCAGCUGGCCCAUAAAUGACGGGAACUGGCACCAAGUGACCCUGGAGCUGGGUGGGAACUUCAGCAGCCUGUCUCUGGAUGACGGCUCGGUGCUGCGGCGCCAGGCUCCGCCCAGGUUCCGUCCACCGGGUUCCGAUUGGUCACUGUAUUUCGGGGCUCAGGUACUGCCGCCAGACACCCGCGGGCUGACCGAGCGGAAGGCCCCACGGGUCAGUAACGGGUUCCAGGGCUGCCUGGACUCCAUCAUUCUGAACGAUAAUGAGCUCCCGCUGCAGAACAAGCGCAGCCGCUAUGCCGAGGUGGUGGGGCUGUCCGAGCUCAAACUGGGGUGCGUCCUGUACCCGGAUGCCUGCGCCAACCAGCCCUGCCUUAACGGCGCCACCUGUGUCAGCCUGCCCUCUGGAGGUUUCUCCUGUAGCUGCAGUGCACUGCACACCGGGGGGCGCUGUGAGACCGAGAUCAGCGUGUGUGUGCCGAACCCCUGCCAGAACGGCGGCGUGUGUAAACCCAUCGGGAACGCCUUCAUCUGCAGCUGCAAGAGGGGAUACACUGGAAUCACGUGUGACUCUGAUGUGAACGAGUGCGAGAGCGAGCAGUGUGAGAAUGGCGGCGUGUGCGUAAACACCUUCGGCUCGUUCUACUGUAACUGCACGGUGGGCUUCGUCGGGCGGUCCUGCUCGGUGCGGCCGGUGCUGGUGCCAGACAUGCAGGCGGGACACGCGUACGUGGGGAAGGAGGAGCUGAUCGGAAUCGCAGUCGUGCUCUUCCUCAUCCUCACGCUCAUCCUUCUCUUCGUCGCCUUCCGCAAGAAGGUGUUCCAGAAGAGCUACUCCAGGAACAACCUGUCUCUGGUCCAGGACCCCGCCACAGCCGCUUUGCUGCACAAAGCCAACGGCGGUCACUUCCCGCCCUUGCAGUCCGCCAUGGGAGACCCCAUUAACCUGUACACAGAAGGUGGCGGAGUCAUAGUGGGACCGCCCCAGGUCCCGGUUCGCCCAAUGGCGUACACGCCCUGUUUCCCUGGCGACGGGAGCCUGGAGAAGAGGGGCGGGACCAGGAGGGGGGCGGAGUUGACAGAGAUGAGUACAUUUCACCCGGCGACGGCAACCAUGACGACGGAGUCUCCGCGGAUACUGGGCGGGGCCACGCGGAGGGGCGUGGUUGUGUGCAGCGUGGCGCCGAACCUGCCGCCGUCGUCACCCUGCAGAUCGGAGUGCGACUCUCUGCGGAAGAGCCCCUGGGAGGAGGAGGGUAAAGUGGACGUGCUGGAAGAGGUCACUUGUUUCUCGGGUAGCAAUAAAGGCAGCAACUCUGAGGUCCAGUCACUGAGCUCCUUUCAGUCUGACUCCUGCGACGACAACGCUUCCAUAGUGACGGUCAUUCGAUUGGUCAAUGACGCAGUCGACACAAUCGAAAAUGAAGUUUCCGUUAUGGACCAAGGUCAGACCUACAGCCGAGCGUACCACUGGGACACUUCUGAUUGGCUGCCCAGCACCCGGCUGCCGGACAUCGAGGAGGUGCCCACCUAUGAGGGCGGAGAAGUGGGUGUGGCCUUGGAGUCGGACUAUUACCUGGGCGGCUUCGACAUCGACAGCGAUUACCCGCCCCCUCAGGAGGCGGAGUUUAUGUCCCAGGAACAGUUGGCGCCGCCCCUUCCCGCCGAAGACUACGAUGAUGCAUCUGCCAGCCGACCCGUGUCCAGGGAGGCCACGCUCAGGCCUCGCCCACACUUCCACCCCAGCCAGUACCUGCCUCCACAUCAGCUGCCUCUGGGGCCUGGAGGGGAGGCGGAGUUUAGCACUUUUGUGGGCGGAGUCGAGCGGCUGUCAAUCAAUACGUCCUCUUCGGCCUCGGACGACUCCGCCCACUGCGUUUUCACGCAUUCGGAGACGGGGGGGAGUCUGGACAGUCUGGACGAUGCACAGAUGCACCCACACACGCAACAGACUGAGGUGUGAUUUGCAGCGAACUGGACACUCGCUGACCACAGCAAACUCUCUGAGCUGCAAAAGAUGGGCGUACGAGUCCGGAACAGCCUGUAAAGACAGAAUGACAAACAAAACAAGCACACAAACUGACCAAUGGAGUUACCGCAAGUCUCUCAUAGACAGGGCAGACAGAAACCUGCAAAGUUUAUCCUAUUUUUGUUUGUUUGUUUGUUUUUUGGGUAAACUUUGCUCACUGACCACUGAACGCUGCUGCCCAGAGUGUGUGUACCUGUGGUGUGUGUGUGUUCAUGUUCAGAAGUUAACUUAAACAGCACAAACGUCAUCGUCCUCAUACUUGGUCAGUUCAAAAAUUCCUUAAGGGAAGCUAAUUUCUGAAGCUCGUACCAGACAUUAGCGCAUAUUUGCAUCUAUCAGUUUCAGUAAAGAGUUCUACCACCACUGUUUUCCAUUCCUUACAACUAACCCAAACCUGGCUCGUACUCACAGUCAGUUAUCUAGAACUUCCAGAAGGACUAGAGUGAUUUUUACAUGCAUCAUAAAUCAGAAUAUGAUUGGUUGAUUCCUAGUUAUGUAGGUAGCUAAUCUAACUUGUAAGGCCUUCUGUUCAGCUCCUAAAGCCCUAACCAAUGAAAAGAGCUCACUUGACAGUAUCUAUCAGAGAAAACCAUCCUGAUUGGAUACAUUUUCCUUCAGGCAAACCACGAUUUUAAUCCUUUUGUUUACAACCAAAGUUAAAAAUAUGAAAUGCAAGUAUUACCACAAGACAGGCAUGAUGGUUCUAUUAAUAAUAAGUGACCUAAACGUUCUAGACACGUAUUUUCCCAGAAUUUAUUGGGCCUCCGCAGGCUUAGAAGACGUCGUAAGUUCCCUGUUGCAUGUAAUGUCUCCUCUUUGACUUAAGAACACCAGGAACAACUGAAAGUUUGGAAUCUGCACGUUCCACACGACUUCCCGGCUCUGUUCACGGAGCUACGAGGCAGAAAUAAUUCAUAUAUACGAUUACAGAUGAUUCUGUUAUUGCUGACGGUAACGGAGGCAUCCGAGGGUUAAACUGAGCUUCUUAUUGUCAGUGUUUUAUUGCU
This is a messenger RNA of Colossoma macropomum (tambaqui), 15083 nucleotides long. RefSeq names its product FAT atypical cadherin 3a (gene fat3a). Lineage: Eukaryota; Metazoa; Chordata; Actinopteri; Characiformes; Serrasalmidae. Gene Ontology annotation, molecular function: calcium ion binding. Gene Ontology annotation, cellular component: cell-cell junction; plasma membrane. Gene Ontology annotation, biological process: homophilic cell-cell adhesion. The transcript is spliced from 36 exons. The coding region runs from base 208 to 14010 and encodes 4600 amino acids. The record is from RefSeq and is a predicted model, not a curated record.